AUGGAAAAAGUGCUCUGCAGCAUCCUGGUGUUUGGAAUGGCUGUCAUGGUCAAUGCUUGUCCCAAAUAUUGUGUCUGUCAGAACCUGUCUGAGUCUCUGGGGACUUUGUGUCCCUCCAAGGGUCUCCUGUUUGUACCACUAGACAUAGAUCGAAGGACUGUUGAACUCCGACUUGGGGGCAACUUUAUUAUUAAUAUCAGCCGACAGGAUUUUGCCAAUAUGUCUGGACUUGUUGACCUGACUUUGUCCAGAAACACCAUCAGUUACAUACAGCCCUACUCCUUCACUGACUUGGAGAGCCUCCGGUCUUUACAUCUGGACAGCAACAGGCUACCUGACAUUGGAGAGGAUAUUUUGAGAGGCUUAAUUAACCUUCAACAUUUGAUUUUAAACAACAACCAGCUAAGCAGCAUCUCUGAUGAAGCCUUUGAGGAUUUUUUGCUGACAUUGGAAGACUUAGACCUUUCCUACAAUAACCUUCGAAGCAUUCCCUGGGAAUCUAUAAGGAAGAUGAUAAACUUGCACCAGCUCAGUUUGGAUCAUAACUUGAUAGAUUAUAUUACAGAAGGGACAUUUGCAGAUCUUCAGAAAUUAGCCAGAUUGGAUCUUACAUCCAACAGACUCCAGAAGCUCCCCCCUGACCCUAUAUUUGCUAGAUCUCAAGUAAUUCCAUUAGCAGUCACCCCGUUUUCUCCACCUUUGUCACUCAGCUUUGGGGGCAACCCACUGCAUUGCAACUGCGAGCUACUGUGGUUAAGGCGACUCGACAGAGAUGACGAUAUGGAAACUUGUGCUUCUCCUCCAGGUCUAAAGGGAAGGUACUUCUGGUACGUACGGGAGGAAGAAUUUGUUUGUGAGCCUCCUCUUAUUACCCAACAUACUCACAAGUUGCUGGUUUUAGAAGGGCAAACCGCCACGCUGAAAUGCAAAGCCAUCGGGGACCCCAUCCCCAUCAUCCACUGGGUGGCCCCUGAUGACCGCCUCAUCGGGAACUCUUCAAGGACAGCUGUCUAUGACAACGGCACCUUAGAUAUCCUCAUCACCACCUCUAAGGAUUACGGGACUUUCACGUGCAUAGCAGCCAACGCUGCCGGAGAGUCCACGGCCACGAUUGAGCUCUCCAUCGUCCAGCUCCCCCAUCUCAGCAACGGCACGGGCCGAGCAGCCCCACCGAAAUCCAGGCUCUCAGACAUCACCAGCUCCAGCAAGUCAAAUCGUGGAGAAACAAAAAGCCCACCAGAAAGGGCUGUCCUGGUGUCAGAUGUGACCACUACCUCAGCUUUGGUCAAGUGGACGGUGAGCAAGUCGGCCCCUCGGGUAAAAAUGUACCAGCUGCAGUAUAACUGCUCGGAUGACGAAGUCCUGAUCUACAGGUAA
Molecule: messenger RNA, 1377 nt
Organism: Pterocles gutturalis (yellow-throated sandgrouse)
Lineage: Eukaryota; Metazoa; Chordata; Aves; Pterocliformes; Pteroclidae
Gene: LRFN2
Product: leucine rich repeat and fibronectin type III domain containing 2
Exons: 1
Coding region: 1-1377 (458 amino acids)
Cellular component (GO): cell surface; postsynaptic density membrane
Molecular function (GO): protein binding
Source: RefSeq, a predicted model, not a curated record